Molecule: messenger RNA, 2271 nt
Organism: Tetrahymena thermophila SB210
Lineage: Eukaryota; Ciliophora; Oligohymenophorea; Hymenostomatida; Tetrahymenidae
Exons: 2
Source: RefSeq, a predicted model, not a curated record
AUGGAGAAAUUUAUUAAAUUUUUGGAAGAAGACGUAGAUUUUAAUAUAGAAAUUCAUAAUAAGAUUUAAGAUUUAAAAGAUUAAAAGUUAAUAGAUCCUAGCUUUAUUGUUUUUAAGUGCAGUCUCAGAUUGGAUAUUAUAUAGUUGAAUGACUAAGAUUUAAACCUUUCCAUUUAUAUUUAGCAAAAUUACCCUAAUUUAGAUUCGUUAAUUAGAGAUUAUGUAUAAAAGAUUUUAUCUGAAGAUAAAUAAUUGAGGAAUAUAUAAAUAAGACAAGAAUAAAUACUUCCUGAUAUCGAGAUCAUCAAUGGGAAUCUUACUAAUAAUCUUAAUAUUUAUGCAUAGAAAGGUAUUCUUCAGAAUUCUUUGUUAUAAAAUUCUUUUGUUCAAGGACAGCUAGUUCUUAUUGAAUAUUUUUAAGUAUUAAAAAUUUUUCCUUUAGAGAAUUAUUACUCUAUUAAGAGAUAUUCUUAUUACUGUGGUUGCAACAAUAAUGAUUACAAGCUUUAAAAUACUAAUUUAAUUCUUCAUAUUAUUGAAAACAAUUAAUCUGCAUCCCUAAACAAACAGAGCUCUAAUUUAAUUAAAAAUUUAAGCUGUGAUAUAUGUCAUUAGGAAAUGUAUGAAGAUAAAGAAAAGAGUAAACCUGAAUUAUGCCAAAAAGUACUUAUAUAUAUUCCAGAGAGAUAUAAUUCAACCAGAAAUAGUUUAUUAAACGGUUUUUAAAAAGAAGAGGGAAAACUCAUUGAAAUGUUUUUAGAAAAAUAAUACUGCAACAGUCUUUCAUUAAAUUAAACUUAUAGCUGUAUAGCUUAUUAUUCCCUGGCUACGAGUAACAAAUAAACAAAGAACGACUUUCUAACAGGUUUUAAACCUUUAAAUAUUACUGAACACCUGUUUGCUUGCACAAUUUCUAUUAAUAUUAAAGAUCCUAAUGCUUAAUUUAAUUAAUAAAUGAUAAACUAGGUUAGUUUAUUUAAUUGUAUCACAGAACAAGAAUAAUUGGAGAGUUAAAUGAAAUAAAAUUCUAAUGAUGAAAACGAAAACUUUCAUUUUAAAUUUAAAUAAUUAAUGUUUGCAGUUGAUUCAUUUUUCAAUGAAGCAACAAAGUUUAGCUUUUUGUAAUUGAAAACUGCUUUAGUUAUGAGUUAUGUACUUGCUAAUUCAAAUAGGAUUCUUCAAAAAAAUAGCAGUCUCAAUAGAGAAGGAUCAUUUAGUUAAUUAAAUGUACUUUUUUAAUGUGAAAGCCAAUUUGUCGAUAGCAUAAUAGAAGAAAUUUUGAUGACAUUUGGAUAUCUUUAAAGUUUCAAUGUAUUUGAUUGUCUUCUUUAAUUUGAUAUUGCUUCAUCCCUUGUAAAAUCGAAUAAUAGCAUUCUUCUGAUAAAAAAUAUUCAAGAUAUUUCGAAGCAACAAUAAGAACAACUAAAUAAAAUACUAUAAAAUUAAGAGAUUUAUUUCGAUCAGCUUAAAACAAAAUUAAAUUUAAAUGUUACAAUAUGGGCUUUCAAUUCCACAAGUAAACAAUCAGGUAAAAUCAAAAAAUUUAAAAGUGAUAAAAAUAUUUCUUAAAGUUUUGAGCAGUAUUUUGAUGUUUGCCUUUCCCAAGAUAAGUCAGUAUUGUCUUUAAAGGAUUACCACCUGUUGAUCCAAAAUGAAGUUGAUAUGUUUUUAGAUAAAGAAUUACAAAUGGGUUAAAAAUUUUCAAGAAAAGCCCAUCAUGAACUCUCCACUGAAAAAAAACACAUUCACUCAAAAAGCAAUAGAUUCAAUGAGUAAAUGUCAACUCUUAAGAAAGAAAAAAGCAGUUAAAAUUAGCAUGUUUAGGCGUUAAUAGGUGAUAACUAUAAAAAUAAUAAUGAAGAAGAAGCGCAUUGCUUACUGAACAAGUUUAUCAAUACUGUUAGAAAUAGUAUGAGUGCGAAAGAAAUAAAUUAUUCUACAAGCAAUAUUAGCAGCUUAUCGAAAUUCGCAAUAGCUAGUUCUAUCUUCAGAAAUGUUUUUAUUAAAAAUAAUAGCCAAGAAUUAAUUUCAUGCGAGGAAAAUAGCAGAGUAAUUAUAGAUACCUUUGAUGCCUUUUUGUCUAUAUUCUUUAAUAUUUUGUCUAGAAAAAUAUUUUGUAGAGAUUUAGACACAAAGUAUUUCCUUUCUUUCAUAGUGAACUAUGGCAGCGGCUACUUAGAGAACUCAGAAAUGAGAAUUCCUUAAGAAAAAGAAUUUUUCAUCGCCUUGGAGAAGAUUUAAGAUUAGAUUUUAGAUUUUAUAAGAUUUUGA